UUAAAUUAAAAAUUAGCCUCAGGUGGCUGGCGGCUACCAUGUCCUUCUCUCUCUCUCCUUUUUUUUUUCAGUGCUCUGCUCUCGUGUGGAGAUGGCAUUGUUUUUUUUGGUCAGUCUCCUAUUGGUGACAUUUGGUGGUUUCCAGUUUUUAGUCUCUGGGGGAUAUGGGUACAGUAGCAGCAUCAUGACCCCCCCAUGGAUGUGCACGUUCCAAUGCUCAGAAUCUAUGAAUAUGUCACCUUACCUGUCAAAGGGAACUUUGCAGAUGUUAUUGAGUUAAGGACCUUGAGCUGGGGAAAUGAUUCUGGGUUAUCCAGGUGGGCCACUUACAUUGCAAGGGUCCUUAAAGGAGGGAGGCAGGAGGGUCAGAGUCAGAGGCUUGAAGACGGAGGAUGGGGCCACGAGCCAAGGGAUGCAGGGACCUCUAGAAGCUGGAAGAGGCAGGGAAACCAUUCUCCCCUCAAGCCCCCAGAAGGAACUCCCUGCAACACCUCCUUUUAUCCCAGUGAGACCUGCAGACCUGUGGAGAAUACAUUUGCCUGGUUUUAACCAUUGAGCUUGUGGCAGUUUGUUAUAGCAGCCAUAGGAAAUUAAGACAGUGGUUCUCUAUAAAAUAACACUGUCACUUCCUGGAGGCUUCCCCACACCAGGCUGUGCUCCGCCCUUCACCUGCAACAGGAUGACCACCCCAUGAAGUUACGCUAGGUCCUUUCCAUCUUUCAAUUGGGGGAACAUGUGCCCGAGAUUGAAGCCAUCGGGGUCACCUAUGGUGAGUGGACAGACAGAUGGAAUUGACUGUGCCGUUUCUUACCUUCAGGCCACCAUUCAGGGGAAAACUGUCAUUGUGACGGGUGCCAACACGGGCAUUGGGAAGCAGACCGCCCUGGAGCUAGCCAGAAGAGGAGGCAACAUCAUUCUGGCCUGUCGAGACAUGGAGAAGUGUGAGGCAGCAGCAAAGGACAUUCGCAGGGAGACACUGAAUCACCGUGUCAAUGCCCGGCACCUGGACUUGGCCUCGCUGAAGUCCAUCCGAGAGUUUGCAGCGAAAAUCAUUGAAGAGGAGGAGAGAGUGCAUGUCCUGGUCAACAAUGCGGCUGUGAUGCGGUGCCCCCACUGGACCACUGAGGACGGCUUUGAGAUGCAGCUUGGCGUCAACCACCUGGGUCACUUUCUUCUGACAAACUUACUGCUGGACAAGCUCAAGGCUUCAGCCCCUUCACGGAUCAUUAACCUCUCAUCCUUGGCCCACAUUGCUGGACACAUAGAUUUUGAUGACCUAAACUGGGAGAAGAGGAAGUAUGACACAAAAGCGGCCUACUGCCAGAGUAAGCUGGCCGUCGUCCUGUUCACCAAGGAGCUGAGCCAGCGGCUGCAAGGCACAGGUGUGACCGUCAAUGCUCUGCACCCUGGUGUGGCCAGGACAGAGCUGGGCAGACACACAGGCAUGCACAGCUCUACCUUCUCCAGCUUCACACUCGGGCUGUGUCUGGGGUGGCUGACACGAGCUCAUAACAGCCCACUCCCCAAGCCCUCCCUCCAGGCCCUGCCUCGCUCUCUUGUGCCCCUGGAGAAGCCAGUGACCAUCCUCUGCCAGGGACCCCCGGGCGUGGACUUGUACCGUUUGGAGAAACUGAGAUCUGGGACGUACAAGAACCAGGCUAUCCUCUUCAUCCCGGCCAUGAAACAGAGUUUUGCAGGACGCUACCGGUGCUCGUAUCAAAACGGGUCCCGCUGGUCUCCCCCAAGUGACCAGCUGGAGCUGGUGGCUACUGGUAAUGGGACAGGAGGGGGUGGGGUGCGGCUGGAUGGGCGGCCUCAGUGCUAUAGAGUCCUCAGUUCUAGGCUCAAAGAGGAUGAAAAUGGGGAUAAUGAUGACAGUAAAUGGCUGGAAGGGUGGGGCUGGGGGAGGUCAAAGGGGGCUCUGGCCUGGAGUGUUAAAUUUAGGGGAGGUUCCCCCAAAACUCCUCCGCCAUCAAGGAUAACUAACAUGGUGAGGUAACAUCUGUUGGCAAAAGUCAAAAUCGAUGCAAAAGCAUCCACAAUGAACAAAAUAUCACAAUGUAAAGACAAUUCUAAAAUGCCGUUGCAAGAUGUAGCCACGCUUGACACAAAAGGAAAAUCGUGCACGCCUUUAUCCACGUGCUAAUACACUUAUUUUUUGGUGGAAUAAAAUGUCCUCAGCUUAUGCUUUUCUUUCUAAUGCAUUUUUAAAUGGUCAUUUUACAAUGUAGAUUUCGAAAAUAUCAUUGAGUUUU
Pteropus alecto (black flying fox) is the source of this 2255-nucleotide messenger RNA. It is a transcript of the gene RDH13, whose product is annotated as retinol dehydrogenase 13. The record is from RefSeq and is a predicted model, not a curated record. The coding region runs from base 734 to 1999 and encodes 421 amino acids. Lineage: Eukaryota; Metazoa; Chordata; Mammalia; Chiroptera; Pteropodidae. Gene Ontology annotation, molecular function: oxidoreductase activity. The transcript has 8 exons.